Papaver somniferum (opium poppy) is the source of this 2269-nucleotide messenger RNA. Its product is annotated as monocopper oxidase-like protein SKU5. Gene Ontology annotation, molecular function: copper ion binding; oxidoreductase activity. The transcript is spliced from 9 exons. Bases 215 to 1981 code for a protein of 588 amino acids. Gene Ontology annotation, cellular component: plasma membrane. The record is from RefSeq and is a predicted model, not a curated record. Lineage: Eukaryota; Viridiplantae; Streptophyta; Magnoliopsida; Ranunculales; Papaveraceae.
CACACACACAACCCUAGUUUUUGUGUAGUGGACUUGAAACUUCUCGCUUCUUCUUCAUCAUCCUUGUUUCUCUUAGCCAUUGUCUGUCUCCUCCAUUUCUCUAUUUUUCUUUUUGUUUCAGACUGAUAAUGUAAUAUUUUUCCCAUUAAAUACCGGCUAAAUACUCUCCCUCCAUUAAAAUCGGCGUACUCUUAGUUUUCAGUUACGAUUUUUCAUGGCGUUUUUUAGAGAUUUUUUGCUCAGCAUUGCCAUUUCAUUAUUCUUGACGACUCUGUGUUAUGCUGGAGAUCCGACUGUGUACUUGAACUGGGAAGUCAAGUACAUUACCGUUGCUCCGUUAGGCGUUAAACAACAGGUUAUUGCUAUAAACAAAGAGUUUCCAGGUCCUAUUGUUAAUGUCACUACAAACAACAAUGUCGUAGCCAACAUUAUUAACGGCUUGGAUGAGCCACUUCUCAUCACUUGGAAUGGAAUCCAAAUGAGGCGUAAUUCAUGGCAAGAUGGUGUUCUUGGUACUAAUUGUCCAAUUCCUCCGAAUUGGAACUAUACUUAUAAUUUUCAAGUGAAAGAUCAGAUUGGAAGCUUUUAUUACUUCCCAUCUACUAAUUUCCAGAGUGCCUCCGGUGGUUAUGGAGGAAUUAUUGUAAAUAAUAGAGCCGUUAUCAGUAUUCCCUUUGAUGAGCCUUACGGUGAUAUCACUAUGCUUAUUGGUGAUUGGUAUAUCAGGAACCAUACGUCUCUAAGGAGGAGCCUUAAUGAUGGAAAACACCUUGGGAUGCCCGAUGGUGUUCUGAUUAAUGGAAAGGGACCAUACCAAUAUAACAGCACGUUUGUUCCUGAUGGCAUUGAUCAUGCUAGUUUCAAAGUCGAACCAGGCAAAACUUAUCGGUUACGUGUGCACAAUGUCGGAAUCUCUACUAGUUUGAACUUCCGCAUACAGAACCACAACCUGCUUUUGUCUGAAACAGAGGGAGGAUACACAGUACAACAGAAUUAUACUAACCUAGAUAUUCAUGUCGGUCAAUCUUAUUCAUUCUUGGUGACCAUGGAUCAGAAUGCAAGUUCAGAUUACUAUAUUGUAGCAAGUCCGAGGUUUGUAAAUGAAACAGUUUGGCAGAGAGUCACUGGAGUUGGUAUCUUGCACUAUUCCAAUUCCAAGGGCAAAGCAUCUGGUCCUCUCCCCCUAGGACCCCAAGAUGAAAAUGACAAGACUUAUUCGAUGAACCAAGCGAGAUCUAUUAGGUGGAAUGUCUCUGCAAGUGGUGCUCGACCUAACCCACAAGGAUCUUUUAAGUAUGGAGGAAUUAAUGUGACUCAAGUCUAUGUCUUGAAAAAUAAACCACCAGUCACAAUUAAGGGCAAACAAAGAACUACACUGAACGGAAUCUCCUACGUUAAUCCUGAUACCCCAUUAAGGCUUGCUGAUGAGUACAAAGUUAAGGGAGUGUAUACACUUGAUUUCCCGGACAAGCCACUAACCGGUGCAUCCAGGAUGGCAUCAUCUGUAAUCAAUGGCACAUACAGAGGAUUCAUGGAAGUUGUACUACAGAACAAUGAUACCAAAGUUCAGAGCUAUCACUUGGAUGGAUAUGCAUUCUUUGUUGUUGGCAUGGAUUAUGGUGAUUGGACUGAGAACAGCAGGGGCACUUACAAUAAGUGGGAUGGGGUUGCUCGAAGUACAAUACAGGUUUUCCCAGGGGCAUGGACAUCAAUCUUGAUUUCUCUAGACAAUGUUGGAUUUUGGAACUUGAGAACAGCAAACCUUGAUAGCUGGUAUCUUGGUCAGGAAACUUAUAUAAGGAUCGUCAAUCCAGAGGCUACCAAUGAAACCGAAUUAGCCCGUCCAGAAAAUUCCAUUUUCUGUGGUGCCCUGAAACAUAAACAGCAGCCUUAUCACGUAGGACCGAAGUCAGCUGCAACAUCAUACCGAUCAAAGUUAUUAUUGUCUUUCCUGACGCUCAUCUUUGCUAUUAUUGUUUAGUUUGUUGAAAUGUAGUUUUGUUUAUAUCUGAGUGUUCCAGGUUAAUUCGUUACAAGUUCUUCUUCUUUUUUUUAUCUAAACCCCCAAAAUUGCCUGUAAUUCUAAAUUUUUGGGAAUAUCUAUCAUUCAUUUUUUCUACUUAUAAUUUGAUGUAAUUGUGGGAAGCAGGAUUUUUCAAUACAUUUGACUAUUCAUACUCAACAUUUUCUUUGCUCUUCCACAUUUCUCUGUAAUUUUGAUUAAUUUUCUUUUCGAUGUUAUAAAAGAGUUACCUUGUGUAAAUUGCAA